Sodiomyces alkalinus F11 is the source of this 1269-nucleotide messenger RNA. RefSeq lists its product as hypothetical. The coding region runs from base 1 to 1269 and encodes 422 amino acids. The record is from RefSeq and is a predicted model, not a curated record. The transcript has a single exon. NCBI's taxonomy places the organism in Eukaryota, Fungi, Ascomycota, Sordariomycetes, Glomerellales, Plectosphaerellaceae.
AUGGACGAUCCCAUAUACACCUGGCCAUCGUGGAAGUUUGGAAUGGAACGAGCCGACCUCUUUACCAAGCUACAUGAUCAGUACAACACCUUCUCCUUUACCCUCCAAGAUCCCGACGCCUUCCACCAUGACGUUUACGAGAUUUCCACCGAGGCGAACACCGAGGCCGAGUUCCAUCGCCUCAUGGCCAAGCGCCGCCAGCAACGACUCGACCAACUAAACGAGUCCCUCCAAUCCGUCGCCUUUGAAAUCAUCGGCAACCCCAAACUUAUUGGCUCUGAGCAGUGGCCCAUGGCCGUCCAGCUCUUCCGCACCCGCUCCUUCGACUCCCUCAUCCGCUACUUCGCGAACUACCUACCCGAAGAUUAUUAUCAUCGCCACACAGAUAACGAUGCCGCCUCCACCAUCUCGUCGUGCACUGACAGGAGUAGUCUGUAUGCAGGGAGCACGAACGCCAGUAGUGUUGGCGAUGUUGACGAUGCGCAGUUCUUCCCCGAGCCCGCCGAGGAGAAGAAACCUGUCCCGUCUCGCGCCCCCAUGCUGCGCGUCGACACCUCGUUCAAGACGUCCGAGCUCGCCGACCUACCCCCUUCUCCCCAGUCGAUGACCAUGCCAUCCGACACGUCCGCCGUGUCCUCGCCCACGGAAUCUCAUCACCGCGACUACUGUCUCCACCACCCCUCGCCCGCCCGAUCGUUGUCCUUUUCGGGGUCGGAAUCGGCCACUUUUGGCCGAGAUCGUUUGCUGCGUUUGAGCGAGAGGCGAGGACGGGAGGAGGACGAAGUGGAAAUGGACGAGGAGGAGGAGGAGGAGGAAACGUCGCAGGCAGACGACUUUAUUACCUCGGACGACUAUUACACCAUGGACGAGACCUUCAAAGAGGAAGACCUCGCUGCAGCCCAACUCCCGUGCGAUAUCUUCGACUCCAUCAUAGAGUCCAUCGAGACCGAUCCCCUUGAUACCCCCACCCCCCAACCAGAGCGGAAAGCCACUAUCAGCGCCGCCGCCACAUCUACCGCCACAUCUACCGCCACCUCUACCACCGCCACGACCACCCACGGCGACGCCAAAAAGCGUGCACCGACGAUGAUGCGCAACAUAGCCUGCUCCCACCGAGAAACCCCACGAAACCACCGCCCCCACCGAAGCGGCAGCCCCAGAAGCAUACGUCGCAGCCCCGAAGAGGCAGCUUGUCGGAUAUCGAAGCCUCUCCCGGAGACUGCGCGAGCGAGCAGGCAGCAGAAGGGGUGGAGGCAGGCUCUUGACUAG